GAAGAAACUUAAGUUGUAUUUCACCAUUUUUCUCUCUAUCGCAGUCGAGCCUCCUGGUUUGAUCGAAACCUGUCUUUUUUAGGGUUCCGUCCAAUUAUAUCUACAUCCACAUCUAUAUAAUAAUCCUAAUCCUGAUUCUAAUCCCUCUCUCAGAGAGAAGUUUUCAGAUUCCUAUUUCACCGCAGUAUUUUAAUGGCUUAUUCACCAUCAGAGUCAAACCCAGUGUUGUUGUUGUUUAUACGCUUCUUCAUCCCGAUUCUAAUUCCUUUUAGUUCUGCUUCUUCCAAUCCUCGUACUUGUUCACCCUUCGCCAUUUCAAAUUCCGAUUCUUUCUUGUAACACCUUACAAAUAAUACAUAAAACCCUUCAACAAAUCAAAGCAUACAUACAGAGCCCUAAAACCAUGGGAAAACGUAAUUCUCAACGGAAAAGUGCUGCAAUGUUCGAUACCGAUGAUGAUAGUAGCGUGACUUCGUCAUCAACUUCGCGUUCUGAUAUGAUGUCGGUGUAUGGGGGUGAAGAUGUGCAAUUUUAUCAAGAUUCUGUUCUCGACCAAGCUCUGGAUGCCUUAGAUGAGAAAAGGGGUUCCACAAGGGAGAAUGCUUUGUCAUCGAUCAUUGAUGCAUUCAAUAGCAAUAUUCAGCAUGACUUUGUGGAGAAGAAAUUUGCUACCUUACUACACCAUUGUCUUGCUUCAUUAAAAAAAGGAUCUAAAAAAGCAUCUGCUAAGGAGAUAUCUUUGGCAUCGCACGCCAUUGGUUGUUUGGCCUUGACUGUUGGAUGCGGCAAUAAUGCACGUGAAAUAUUUGAAGAAUCAGUUCGUCCUCUAGAUGAAUCUCUUGCGUCCAAGUCAGAUGUUUCAAAGAUACCCUCGUUGCUUGAAUGCUUGGCUAUAAUAACCUUUGUUGGAGGGAUCGAUCAAGAAGAAACCGAACAGUCAAUGGAUAUCAUGUGGCGAGUGAUCCAUCCCAAAUUAGGUUCCAAUGUGGUUGCAGUCAAACCAUCUGCCCAAUUAAUAACUUCUGUGGUGUCUUCGUGGUCUUUUCUCCUCUCUACCAUGGACGAUAUGAACCUAAAUUCAAAAAAUUGGCAAAAUCAAAUAUCUUAUUUAUCGGGUCUUCUGGACAAGGAAGAUCGGACUGUACGAAUUGCUGCUGGUGAAGCUCUGGCUCUUAUUUUUGAGAUUGGAACUACAGAGAAAUUUUAUACUGAUUCUAGGAGUGCAGAAGAGAGUAAAACACAAGAAAGUUACAUAUGUUUACAAGGAUUGAAAGGGAAGGUCAUAAAUCAAUGCAGAGACCUUUCUGUGGAGGCCGGUGGCAAGGGUUCUGCCAAAAAGGAUCUUAAUAGCCAGAGGAACUUGUUCCGAGAUAUUUUAGAAUUUUUUGAGUAUGGUUACUCCCCCGAAACUUCAACAAAGAUUGGUGGUGAUUCCUUGCAGACAUCAUCGUGGUCCCAAAUGAUUCAGUUAAAUUUUCUCAAGCACUUUCUUGGGGGUGGGUUUAUUAAGCAUAUGCAGGAAAAUGAGUUCCUUCAUGAUGUCUUUGAUUUCACGCCGAAGAGAAAGUUCAAUAAUAGCGAACAGAGAAUGUCUGGUGGUGAGAAGAGAUUGUUUAAGUCUCCAAAUUCAGUACUGAACAAGGCUAGAACCCAAUAUCUUAAUAAGCAGCGUUUGCAAGCUGAGGGAAGGAACUUCGGCCACUAUGCUGUCAGUGUCCCUGAGGAGGAGGCUUGAGCUGCAGUGGGAACAACAAUAAUUGUGUCAUAUGGAGGGGAUUUGACAAUUCAUUUCAUUUAAUUUUAUUCUUCAGCUUUGUGACUUUAGAUUGAUAUUGCUUUGACAUUGAUGAUAAAGAAAAAUGUAUACCUAUAUUAAGUCACCAGGGCAUAUCUGCAGCUGACAAUACGGCUUUAUGUGUAAUGGUCUCUUUUUCAAGCAAUAAUAUAGGUAGGCCAAUUUGUUUAAGAAAAAUCAAUAGCGAAUUUAGCUAGUUGACUUUAGUUUGGUUGAUGAUUUGGAAAGGCUUCAAAUAAAAUUGCUUUGAACAUGAUUGAAAAUACAAAACAUAAGGUUGAUUCGCUUA
This is a messenger RNA of Arachis ipaensis, 2084 nucleotides long. RefSeq lists its product as uncharacterized. NCBI's taxonomy places the organism in Eukaryota, Viridiplantae, Streptophyta, Magnoliopsida, Fabales, Fabaceae. The record is from RefSeq and is a predicted model, not a curated record.